This is a messenger RNA of Emericellopsis atlantica, 1551 nucleotides long. Its product is annotated as glycosyltransferase family 21 protein. Gene Ontology annotation, molecular function: ceramide glucosyltransferase activity. Gene Ontology annotation, cellular component: membrane. Gene Ontology annotation, biological process: glucosylceramide biosynthetic process. Lineage: Eukaryota; Fungi; Ascomycota; Sordariomycetes; Hypocreales; Bionectriaceae. The transcript is spliced from 2 exons. Bases 1 to 1551 code for a protein of 516 amino acids. The record is from RefSeq and is a predicted model, not a curated record.
AUGAUCAACCUGGUGGCCACCGUGUGCCUGAUAUGGAGCUGCGUCGUUGUAGCGGUGGAAUGCAUCGGCAUGGGAGCCGUCUUUAGAUAUUUCUCCCAUGAGCCACCGCCUGCCCUCUCGCCAAAGCUGCAGCAGCAUGCGCCGCACGUCACCGUAAUCCGACCAGUGAAGGGCCUCGAGCCGCAUCUCUACGAAUGUAUUGCUUCCACCUUUCGCCAAGAAUACCCCGUGGACAAGCUGUCGCUGCGGUUGUGUGUGGACGACCGCAGCGACCCAGCGUACCCCGUGCUGCAGCAAGUAGUCGAUGACUUUCCCCAGUUUGAUGCGCAGGUACUCGUCGAGGCCGACUGCUCAAAGGAGGAAAUGAAAGGUCUGGGGCCGAAUCCAAAGAUACGCAACAUCAGCAAGGCCUAUCGCGAGGCCCAGAGCGACAUUGUCUGGGUGGUGGACUGCAAUGUCUGGAUCCCCCGCGGCGCCGCAGGUCGCAUGGUGGACAAGCUGAUGGGCUACACCAAGGAUGGCCAGGCCGCGCGGAAACCCUACAAGUUCGUACAUCAGAUGCCGCUAGUGGUGGACAUUGUGCAAUAUGGCCGCUCCGCCACCCAGGACUCGGAGGCGCUCUUGUCGUCCGCUUCGGAGGCUUCGCCUGGUGCCGACCCGAGGCAGCCCAAGGACGCUGGCCUGCUCAAGCAGAUUGAAUGCCAAGGUGGCGGUCGGCUGGAUGAGAUGUUCAUGGCGACGACGCACGCAAAAUUCUACGGAGCUAUCAAUGUGGUCGCUGUGGCGCCAUGCAUUGUCGGCAAAAGUAACAUGUUCCGCAAGUCCCAGCUCAACCAGGCAACCGACCCAGCUAGGAAUCCAAUCCUGCCACAAGACGAUAUCCGCCCGGUGGGCGUGGACUACUUCUCCUACAACAUCUGCGAAGACCACUGCAUUGGCGAUAUCCUGUGGCGUACGGAUUUCCCAGGAUACAACAACCAUGGCAUAGUGUGGGGUGAUCUCGCGGUGCAGCCCAUGGCGGGCAUGUCUGUCAGCGCAUACAUCGCUCGCCGUGUCCGUUGGCUUCGCGCGCGGAAGUGGACGGUGCUGGCGGCCACCCUGGUCGAACCUGGCGUCGAGUCGCUCCUGUGCGGUCUUGCGUUCGCGUUCGCGACCACGACUCUGAAGUGGUUUGAAGCCACUUUUGGUAUUCCUCGGACCUGGUCCGCCAUGGGCGCUGUUUGGCUCAUCUUUGUUACCGCUUGGAUGAUGGCGGACCGGGCCGUACAUAGUAAACUGCAUUCGGCGCAGUCGAUUGACGUGGACGAGCACACCCCUCACUUCGCCCGGGGCCGCUUCGGUCCAUCCAAGGCACACGCGCGACCAUUGCAUGAGUGGAUUCCAGCCUGGCUUGGACGGGAGGUUCUGGCUAUGCCGAUAUGGACGUGGGCUGUCUUGCUUGGCGACACUGUCAACUGGCGAGGAAGCACCUUUCGUGUUAGGUUCGACACCACUGUUGAAGAGCUAGACGCUGGGGCGUCGGGUGAUUUUGGGAAGAGUCGAAGGGACUGA